This is a messenger RNA of Prosopis cineraria, 943 nucleotides long. Its product is annotated as multifunctional methyltransferase subunit TRM112 homolog A-like. The coding region runs from base 276 to 644 and encodes 122 amino acids. The record is from RefSeq and is a predicted model, not a curated record. The transcript has 2 exons. NCBI's taxonomy places the organism in Eukaryota, Viridiplantae, Streptophyta, Magnoliopsida, Fabales, Fabaceae. Gene Ontology annotation, biological process: tRNA methylation; peptidyl-glutamine methylation; rRNA (guanine-N7)-methylation. Gene Ontology annotation, molecular function: protein heterodimerization activity.
UUAGCGGAACAAAUAAACUCUCGAGGGUCCGAACCCUUAGAGCAUCUCAGACUGUUAGACGGCGCUUAGCAAGCAGCUUUUGGAGUUCGGAGUUUCACCGCUCCGCCGGACGUCGAUAAGCUUCAGAGUUUGCAAAUACUCUUCGUUCUGUUCUCUUCUGUAGAUCAGGUCUAUUCGACCCCACCCUAACCCAGCAAAUUUGUGGCCAAAGGCACUUGGUCUCCAAAUAACAGUGAAACUUCUGCUUGCUGCUUAUACACUUGUAGUUAGUAUAGAUGAGGUUGCUGACGCACAAUAUGCUAUCAUCCAACAUAAAGGGUGUGACGAAUGGCUUCCCAUUGCGCAUUGAAGCAGAGAAAGUGGUAGAAAAGACAGUGGAGAUGAAUGCUGACUUUCUGAAAAAGAUGUUUGAGAAGAUACAGUGGAAGGCAUUUGUUGAUGCGUCUCGGGCCAUGGGUUACACUGAACUCCCAGAGGAAGUUAACCCAUCCAUGCUCGAAUCUGAUGAGUUUCUCAGCAGGUUUCAUCACGCUCUUUUUGAACUUCACCUUGAAGAAGGUGCACUUGUUUGCCCAGAAACUGGACGACGAUUCCCCGUCAACAAGGGAAUCCCAAACAUGCUUCUUCAUGAGGAUGAGGUGUGAAUUAAUUUCACUAGUUAAUUAGCUUUGCCUUGUUAUCAGUGAAUCUGCUUAUUCAGUUUUCAAUUAGGUGCUACUGAGGGUCUCACUUUGAGCCAAUAGAAGCCUGUUUUUAAGUACAUUGAGAAUUUGCUAUAGAUGCUAGGUUGUAAUUGGUCUUCUGCUCGAAGAUGUUAGAAGUUCAUGCUUUUUUCCCCUUCUAGUAGAAGUUCUCUAGCAUGUGACAUCAAAAAGAUGGCUUUGUGUUACUUUGUGUUCCCAUGCAUGGGUGAAUGAGAAAAAGGAUUGCACUAUUAUACAAA